Molecule: messenger RNA, 541 nt
Organism: Drosophila ficusphila
Lineage: Eukaryota; Metazoa; Arthropoda; Insecta; Diptera; Drosophilidae
Exons: 1
Coding region: 46-426 (126 amino acids)
Source: RefSeq, a predicted model, not a curated record
GCGACUUUUGCCUUUUUAUUUCUCGACUUUUCAUACUGGAUAAUAAUGAUGGACUUGCCUUUAUGUAAGAAGUGCCACACCAGGCAUCUCUUUCCUGCCCAACUGUUCAGCAAAGGACCUGUUGUAACCUUAAGGUAUUACAAACGGAAGCCCGUCUUUCGACCAAGAGCCCAGGAACCGAAUUCUGUUCCGGACAACAGCGAAAGAGUCACUAUCGAGGAAACCCGUGACAAGCUGAUGCGCAUUUUACGCCGCUUCGACAAGGUGGACACCAUAAUCGAGGAGUCCCGCAGGAGGAUUAAUCCCUUUCAACCCGUUGUUGAAGUACCGGUUUCCUACGAGGAUAUCGAGAUCAACAUGCGGGAGGGCAUCGUUGGAUGGUCAGACUACGAAUGCGAGGACAGCGAUGAUUUCCUGGAUCUCUAAAAACGAUGUGGAAGCUCCAAAUCAAGAAAAACUAUAUGUAUUUCGUGCUUAAAGCCCAAAAAACCCCAAAAUGACAGCUUGUUUAAUGAAUAAGUAAAAUGUCUUAAUAUUAAGC